GCCUGUCAUCUGUUAUUUAUCUUGCCGUUUCGUGAAUUUAAUAGGUUACGUUUUUUAUGCCGAAGUUAAAAGCUGUAUUUACUAUUUUUCAAAGUUUCAAAUACAAAAGCCAUAAAGAUAUAAUAAGACAGUUUCAAAUAUUAACGAAGUUCCUAUAACAUCUUCAUUAUAAGAAAAAAGAUGGAUGACAACAAAAUCAAGCUUUUAGAUGGUUCAUAUGGUUUCCAACUGAAUAAACAUCUAGAGAAACCUGUAGACCAUGAUCCAUUAUGGAGUUCAAGAGCACUUAUUACUGACCCGGAAGCAGUUAUAAAAACACAUAUGGAUUAUAUACAUGUGGGUGUAGAUAUUAUUGAAACUAAUACUUACCAAGCAAGUAUUGAAGGCUUUAUGCAGUAUCUUAAUAUAUCCAAAGAGGAGAGCUAUAAGUUGAUUCAAAAAGCUGUAGAUUUAGCUAGAAUGGCUGUAGAUCAAUGUGAGAAAAAGGGUUACAAAAGGCCUCUGAUAGCAGGCUCAGUAGGACCAUAUGGAGCAUACCUUCACGAUGGAUCUGAAUACACUGGCACCUACAUUCAGCAUGUGUCGGAAGAUACCUUGCGACAGUUUCAUGAACCACGAAUCGAUGCGCUUAUCAAGAGCAAGGUAGAUCUGUUGGCUAUCGAAACUAUUCCCAGCAAGAAAGAGGCUUUGGUAAUCCUAGACGUUGUCAGGAAAUAUCCAGAUAUCAAAGCGUGGGUGUCUUUCAGCUGUAAGUCGGACGGUGUUCAUACAAAUGCUGGCGAUAACUUUAGCGAAGCAGCAGUAGAGGUGUACGAAUCUGAUCCGGCACAGAUUGUCGCCGUAGGUGUGAACUGUAUCGCACCUCAUGCUGUUGAACCCCUGAUUCAGCCUAUCAAUCAAGCACGCGACAAACCAAUACCACUCAUUGUGUAUGCUAACAGUGGGGAGAAUUAUGAUCCGAAAACUGGGUGGGAUAAUAACUGUGAAAAACUAGAAGAAUAUAUACCUACGUGGUUGAACCUUGGAGUCAAGAUAAUCGGAGGGUGUUGUAGGGUUUGUGCAAACUACAUCGAGAAAAUCAAAGAUGAGGUUGAUAAGUGGGAAGCUCAAAGAAACAAAUAAAUAUUUAAACAUUUCUAUACAAAACUGUUAUUUUUACAUAUUUCUACUUUCAUAUAAAAUAUAUUCGUCAACAACAGAAUGAGAGCACACAAGAGCUUUCUAUAAUCAUAAUUUAGCCAUAAAUUUUUGUGCAUGUGGGCUCAGUUACUUUGAUACCAUUAUUGUUAAUUUUUGCCAGAUGAUGAAUAUAUGCAUGAGUAUGUCAAAAAAUAGUCUUAAGCUUUAAUUCCGAAUCACGUAUUUUAUAGGUUUCAUAGUUCCUGCCCAAAACAUGUAUUCAAAAUAUUUUGGAAAACGUUCACAUUCUGUUUGCAGAAACAUUGCCUUCUAAAAUGGUUAUAUAAUUUUGAUUGUGAUCUAAACAAAAAUUACAGAAUUUUAGAAAUUUUAGAGUCGAUUCCUCAGAAAAACAGACCGUCGCAAUUUGUUACGUGGUUUUUAUAUAUCUGUAAAUGUUAUUUGCUACAAACUUUUAAAAAUGUUGGUCGAGCUCUAAACACUUCCAAAAAAGUUUAAUCGAAGGCAUUUCAAAACUUUUGUACUUGAUUAGUUUUUUACUUUUAGAUGUAAGUUUUCCGUUUUAUUGUGUUCUUUUUAUCAGAAAAAUAUUUUUUCAAAAUAUCUGUUGUUUUACUGAGUGUGUUGAAGAGUGAGACACUUUCACUUAGAAGAGACUUGAUGUGCAUUGAUACGUGAAUAAUGAUGGAGGAAUAACAAUUACUGGGAUUAUAACGAAUUUGUAUUCGUGUAUCGUAUGGUGGUCAAGCUAAAUAAAUGACUCGCUUAAAAA
This is a messenger RNA of Acanthoscelides obtectus, 1912 nucleotides long. Lineage: Eukaryota; Metazoa; Arthropoda; Insecta; Coleoptera; Chrysomelidae. The record is from the annotation of a GenBank genome assembly.